Molecule: messenger RNA, 1719 nt
Organism: Populus nigra (black poplar)
Lineage: Eukaryota; Viridiplantae; Streptophyta; Magnoliopsida; Malpighiales; Salicaceae
Exons: 8
Coding region: 599-1348 (249 amino acids)
Source: RefSeq, a predicted model, not a curated record
UGAUGUUUUAAGGUUUGGGUUUUGUUCGGAAGACAGAGAAGAUGUAGACUGUCGCAAACUGUUAUCAGUUGCUGCAAGCGAAUUUAGCUGUAAUUUAUUUUAUUUUUCCUCACUUUUCCAAGAAUAGAAAAGAAGACAAAAACAUUUAGCUUUUCAUAUAUUUUAGUAGCGAGGUGGAGAGUAGAAAGAAAAGGAGGAAGAUUCGGUCAUCUCUUCCUCUGUUCCUUUGUCCAAAAUAACAGAAGUACCCGCCUUUUCAUUUUCCGUUCACCUUCCCAACUCAACUCUUCAAACCUCAAACUCCUCCUUUCAGUCCUCUUCUCCCCUAUAAAAUACCGAACUCCUCCCUCACACCCCCCCUAGCUUCCCUCCUUAACUCUACAGACACAUCUUCUUCUCCGCUUUGCAGCUUCCACCUUCUAGCCAGAGGUUAUGCUAAUCAUGGGGGUAGGAAAAAUAUUGUCCGAGAUGAUGCGGUCAUGUAAAGCAUUAGGCCUAUAAAUGAUCGUGUCUAGAAGAUUGAUGGGGUGUGGGUGAAAGAAUAUUCAAUUUUUCCCUUUGAUGCCAGCAAUCUUGCUGGCAACCAUAUUUUGACAUUAUGAGUCACCAGAGGAGAUUCAAUCCUUGUAAAACCCUAGAGAGUGUGCAUGGCAUCCAUGUUUCCCAGCAUUCUCCGUUUGCUUUGAAACAGAUUGAUCAACAGGGGGCAUUCCCUCAAUCAACUAGUGAAAGUUCAGGCAAAGGACUGGAUCAGCAGCUGUUGAUGCGGAGAGUAUGGCAGCAAAGACCAGGAUGUUUGAGGCCUAUCCAGGGCUGCAUUCAUGGUGAUCAGCAUCUUGCAGAAACAGUUGCCAACGUGAUUACCUCUCUUCCUUUUAUUGUUCUUGGUAUCCAGGCUCCAAGGAAGAACUUGAAUACUAAGUUGUAUGCCAACUCGUUAAUCGGAGUUGGAGUUGUCUCAAGUUUGUAUCAUUCUUCAAGAGGAAAGCUGAGGAAGUACUUGAGAUGGUUUGACUAUACAAUGAUAGCCACAGCGACAGUAUGUUUGUCAAGGGCCCUAAGAAAUGAGAACUCAAAGUAUUUGACGGCUGCAUCUGCAGCAUUAUUGCCCAUCCAGCCUCUGAUGGUCUCUGCUAUUCAUACAGGGAUGAUGGAGGUAGCAUUUGCAAAAAGAGCAUUAAAAGAUCCGGAUCUAAAGAUGGCACAUAAUUUGCAUAAGAUGUCAUCGUUGUUGGGGGGUGUUCUUUUCGUUGCUGAUGAUUGCCUUCCUAGUACUCCUUUUCUUCAUGCUGGUUGGCAUCUUGCUGCAGCUAUUGGUGUCGGCACCUGUAACAAGCUUCUUGAGUAGUGUAUAUAUCUCAGAUCAGUUUCUUAUAAUUCAUUUAUCCAUUGGGAUGCAGUCUCUCCUCAAACCCCAGGACGACUAUAAUUUUUUAUUUUUGGUAAUAGCUCUGUCUUCCUUCAACCAGGUAAGGAGAGGAAGGGAUAGAUUUGCUCUUUUCCGUGAGUAGCAGCUCGACUGUCCAACUAUGGUUGGGUUUCAUAAUUUCUUUCCAUCUGGAUAUCAUGUAGCCAUUCCUAGCAUCUAAAACGAAAUGCAUUUAUAUUCAGCACAAAAUCUAUUUAUCUGAUAUACUAAUUAAAUAUUUGUAGCAUUUUAUGUCUGUAUAUCACAAUCAGCGUUAUGAAAGAGAAUUAUUUCAUCUACUUUAAACCAAA